Nannospalax galili (Upper Galilee mountains blind mole rat) is the source of this 12218-nucleotide messenger RNA. It is a transcript of the gene Ep400, whose product is annotated as E1A binding protein p400. Bases 831 to 10400 code for a protein of 3189 amino acids. The record is from RefSeq and is a predicted model, not a curated record. Gene Ontology annotation, molecular function: ATP-dependent chromatin remodeler activity; ATP binding. NCBI's taxonomy places the organism in Eukaryota, Metazoa, Chordata, Mammalia, Rodentia, Spalacidae. The transcript is spliced from 56 exons.
CCGGCUCGGUACCGACCAGACCGUGCCGCCCGCCGCUGGAUCCAAGACUGUCCGAAUCCCCCUAGAGCAGAGAGGCUCUGCACAAGAACUGGUCGUCGUUUUCCGGAACAGCCCAAACUCGCCCGAGCCCCGAGGCCAUCACACGGAUGAGGCCACGCCCCGACUCGUCUUGAGUCUGCCCUUUUUCGCGCGAGCCUUGAGGCACCGCCUCGCUACCGCUGGGACCUCUCGGCCCGCCCCAGUCCACCGCAGGGCAGUUCCUCGAGUUUACAGGUGGUGCCUCACCCUGGCCCGCCCUGAACCCGCCCUCAGCUCACGGGACCCUGCCCCGGACCCGCCAGACGUGCCCGCGGCAUAGCCCUACCGUUUCUCUAGUUUCUCUCAGAAUACUCUCGAGCCGGACUCCGCCAUCUCGGAUCCUCUCUUUCUCCCGCGUCCAGGCUGUCUGGCUUCUGGCGCCUCCAUGCGGUGGUGAGGGGCGCGACAGAAUAGGCAUCGCGAUUGUCCCUCCCCGCUUGCCGUAGCCGCUGCUUCCUGUGCCGGUGGACCCGGAUGUGCCGAGCGGCUGGGGCGCGCUCCAGCCUCCCGCUGUCUCGACGCAGCGGAGGGUGGCGCGAGGUGCAGGAAUGUCCUGUCAGUGAGUGACCCACACGUGUGUGGUCUGUGCUGGGCUGCUAGCUCAGCAUCUGGCACCCAGGAUCCACCUGUGCAUGGGAGUGUCUAGCUCCUUUCUCUUGCUGAGUCGUGCUUCUUUGUGUGUGGCUCUACCACGGUUUGUCUGUCCAUUAGGUGAAGGGGAACAAUACAUUGGAUAGAAAAGGGAGGUGAUAAUGCACCAUGGCAGUGGUCCUCAGAAUGUCCAGCAUCAACUUCAGCGGUCCAGGUCCUUCACAGGGAGUGAAGAGGAUCAGCCAGCCCAUCCUAACCUGCCCCCAUCCCCUGCUGCGCCUUUUGCUCCAUCCGCCAGUCCAUCUGCACCCCACUCUCCCGGGUACCAGAUACAGCAGCUCAUGAGCAGGAGUCCUGUGGCUGGGCAGAAUGUGAACAUCACAUUGCAGAAUGUUGGCCCUGUUGUGGGAGGAAACCAGCAGAUCACCUUGGCCCCUCUGCCACUGCCCAACCCUACUUCUCCAGGUUUUCAGUUUGGUGCGCAGCAGAGGCGCUUCGAGCAUGGCUCUCCAUCAUACAUUCAAGUUACUUCUCCUCUGUCACAGCAGGUCCAGACGCAAAGCCCCACACAGCCCAGCCCUGGGCCAGGGCAAGCCCUGCAGAAUGUGCGUGCAGGUGCCCCGGGCCCUGGGCUGGGCAUCUGCAGCAGUAGCCCCACUGGAGGUUUUGUAGAUGCCAGUGUGCUUGUAAGGCAGAUCAGCUUAAGCCCAUCCAGUGGUGGGCACUUUGUAUUUCAGGAGGCACCAGGCCUCACCCAGAUGGCCCAGGGAGCUCAGGUUCAACUCCAGCAUGCAGGAACUCCCAUCACGGUUCGAGAACGGAGACUCUCCCAACCUCACACACAGUCUGGAGGCACUAUACACCAUCUGGGGCCUCAGAGCCCUGCAGCUUCAGGAGGCACUGGACUGCAGCCUCUGGCCAGCCCAAGCCAUAUCACCACAGCCAGCCUGCCACCCCAGAUCAGCAGCAUCAUUCAGGGCCAGUUGAUCCAGCAGCAGCAGCAAGUGCUUCAGGGACAGCAGCUGAGCAGACCUCUAGGGUUCGAGAGGACACCUGGUGUGCUGCUCCCUGGUGUUGGGGGGCCUUCAGCAUUUGGGAUGACAUCUCCACCGCCACCCACCAGCCCUUCCAGAACCACCAUGCCCCCAGGCCUUUCCAGUGUGCCUCUUACUUCUAUGGGAAGCUCAGCACUGAAGAAGGCUCCCAAGAAGUUGGAGGAGAUCCCACCAGCCUCCCAGGAGAUGGCACAGAUGAGGAAGCAGUGCCUGGACUACCACUACAAGGAGAUGGAGGCACUCAAGGAGAUCUUCAAGGAGUACCUGAUCGAACUGUUCUUCUUGCAACAUCUUCAGGGGAACAUGAUGGAUUUCCUGGCUUUUAAGAAGAAGCACUAUGCCCCUUUGCAGGCGUAUCUUAGGCAGAAUGAUUUGGACAUUGAAGAGGAGGAGGAGGAAGAGGAGGAAGAGGAAGAAGAAAAAUCUGAGGUUAUCAAUGAUGAGGUAAAGGUUGUGACAGGCAAGGAUGGGCAGACUGGGACUCCCGUUGCUAUAGCAACCCAGCUUCCGCCAAAUGUUUCUGCUGCUUUUUCAUCCCAGCAGCAACCGUUUCAGCACCAAACUCUGGCAGGGAGCCUGGUGGCAGGGGCCAGCAGUGCCACAGAGGGCGACCCAUUUAAGAGGCAGCAGGUGAUGCCACCCACAGAGCAGUCUAAGAGACCUCGACUUGAAGUGGGUCAUCCAGGGGUAGUUUUCCAGCAUCCAGGGGUGAAUGCAGGAGUCCCUCUGCAGCAGUUAAUGCCGACAGUCCAAGGAGGGAUGCCCCCCAUUCCUCAGGCCACACAGCUCACCGGACAGAGGCAGAGCCAGCAGCAUUAUGACCCUUCUACAGGGCCUCCUGUGCAGAAUGCCGCCAGCUUGCAUACCCCGCCACCACAGCUGCCUGCGAGGCUGCCCCCAGCCAGUGUCCCUGCCACAGCCCUUCCUUCCACUCUGCAGUUUCCACAGCAGCCACAGGUGGUGGAGACUCCAGCUCAGCUCCAAAUCCCAGUGAAGACUCAACAGUUGAAUGCCCCUAUUCCUACCCCUUUGCCCAGCCAGCUCCCUGCUCCUCCUCCACAGCCCGCCCAGCCGGCCCUCCAUGUUCCGAUGCCCGGGAAGGCACAGAUGCAGGCCUCUCAGCUUUCCUCCCAGACCCAGACAGUGACAUCGACCAGGCCCCCCUUGGACUCUGCCCAGCCCUGCCAGCGGUCUCUGCCCACUACCUCCUCUUCCUCAUCCCUUGUACCUGUGAGUGGCUCAGGCCCGGGACCCUCACCUGCACGAUCUUCACCAGUGAACAGACCCUCUUCCACCACCAGUAAGGCAUUGUCUCCCAUCACUUCUCGAUCUCCAGGGGUGGCAGUGUCAGCUACCCCCAAGCCACAGAGCCCUGCUCAGAAUGCUGCCUCAUCCCAGGACAGUUCUCAGGAUAAACUGGCAGAACAAAUAACACUGGAAAAUCAGAUUCAUCAGCGGAUAGCAGAUUUAAGGAAGGAAGGCUUGUGGUCCCUAAGGCGGCUACCAAAACUGCAAGAAGUCCCACGCUCCAAAUCUCAUUGGGACUAUCUGUUGGAGGAGAUGCAGUGGAUGGCCACAGACUUCGCCCAGGAGCGGAGGUGGAAGUUGGCUGCUGCUAAGAAGCUUGUCAGAACUGUAGCCCGGCAUCAUGAGGAAAAGAAGCUUCGUGAAGAAAGAGGGAAGAAGGAAGAGCAAAGCAGACUAAGACGUAUUGCUGCUUCCACUGCCCGAGAAAUAGAAUAUUUUUGGUCAAAUAUUGAACAGGUUGUAGAAAUAAAAUUGCAAGUAGAAUUAGAAGAGAAAAGGAAAAAAGCCUUAAAUUUACAUAAAGUUUCCAGGAGAGGGAAAGAAUCCAGAUUAAAAGGAUUUGAUACAUCACCAGAACAGUUUCUGGAUCCAGGAAUAUCUGGAAGGAAAAGAAAAGCUAGCAUAUCUUUGACCGAUGAUGAAGUGGAAGAUGAAGAAGAGACCAUCGAAGAGGAAGAAGCACAUGAAGGACUUGUAGAUCACCACACAGAACUUUCUAAUCUGGCCAAAGAAGCUGAAUUGCCCUUAAUUGAUUUGAUGAAGUUGUAUGAAGGUGCCUUUCUGCCAAAUUUUCAGUGGCCACAACCUGAACCUGACCAUGAAGACACAAGCGGGGAAGAGGAUGUGGAAGACUACCACAGUGACAGGGAGAGCCGGAGGGACUUGGUUCUCAUUGACUCGCUCUUUAUCAUGGAUCAAUUUAAAGCUGCAGAGCGAAUGAGUAUUGGGAAACCCAACACCAAGGACAUCACAGAGGUUACUGCUGUGGCUGAAACUGUCCUCCCUAAGGGCAGUGCCCGGGUCACAACUGCGGUGAAGUUUAGUGCUCCAUCUUUGCUGUAUGGCACCCUCCGAGACUAUCAGAAAAUUGGCCUGGAUUGGCUGGCCAAGCUCUACCGGAAGAAUCUCAAUGGCAUAUUAGCUGAUGAAGCUGGACUUGGGAAAACGGUGCAGAUCAUUGCUUUUUUUGCUCACCUUGCCUGUAACGAAGGUAAUUGGGGCCCUCAUCUUGUUGUUGUGAGGAGUUGUAACAUACUCAAGUGGGAACUUGAGUUGAAGCGCUGGUGUCCUGGGCUCAAAACCCUUUCCUAUGUUGGUAACCACAGAGAACUCAAAGCGAAGAGACAGGAGUGGACUGAACCCAACAGCUUCCACAUCUGUAUCACAUCCUAUAAGCAGUUCUUCAGGGGCUACACUGCCUUCUCAAGGGUGCGAUGGAAAUGUCUUGUCAUUGACGAAAUGCAGCGGGUGAAGGGCAUGACCGAGCGGCACUGGGAAGCAGUCUUCAACCUGCAGAGCCAGCAACGCCUACUUCUGAUUGAUGUGCCACUGCAUAACACCUUCCUGGAACUCUGGACCAUGGUACACUUUCUCAUUCCUGGGAUCUCCAGGCCUUAUCUGAGCUUUCCCUUGAAAGCCCCCAGUGAAGAAAACCAGGAUUACUAUCACAAAAUGGUCAUAAGGUUACACAGGGUGACACAACCAUUUAUUUUGAGGAGAACCAAGAGAGAUGUGGAGAAGCAGCUGACCAGGAAGUAUGAGCAUGUUCUGAAGUGCCGCCUUUCCAGUCGGCAGAAAGCCUUAUAUGAGGAUGUCAUCCUGCAGCCCGGGACCCAGGAAGCUCUAAAGAGUGGUCACUUUGUUAGUGUUCUGAGCGUCCUAACACGGCUACAGCGGAUCUGCAACCAUCCUGGACUGGUAGAGCCACGGGUCCCAGGCUCUUCCUAUGCAGCAGGCUCUCUACAGUACUGGUCAGCCUCUUUAAUUCUCAGAGUGCUGGAGAGAGAGUUCUGGAAGGAAACUGAUCUUUCUAUAUUUGAUCUCAUUGGGUUAGAAAAUAAAAUCACUCGCCAUGAGGCAGAAUUGCUGUGUAAGAAAAAAGUGACUCGGAAACUCAUGGAGGAAGUCUUUACUUUACCGCUUCCAUCAGCUCGGCCAGCAGCAGUGAAGCUGAAGGCCAGCAGGUUGUUUCAGCCUGUACAGUAUGGCCAGAAGCCUGAGGGUCGCACUGUGGCAUUCCCCAGCACACACCCGCCCCGGAUGGCGACUUCCAACACAGCCACAGCUACUCCACAGGGCCAGGUUCGAGGACGGCCACCAAUUGCCACAUUCUCUGCCAACCCAGAUGCAAAAGCAGCAGCAGCCCCGUUUCAGAACUCUCAGGCUUCCGUCGGUGCGCCUCGACACCAACCCACCUCGACCUCCAGCACAGCAGCGGGCCCAGCCCAUCCUGCGAAACUGCGGGCUCAGGCCUCCACCCCAGGCCCACCCCUGCCCCCGCCCCAGGCCCCUUCGCUGGUGGCUGGGCAGAGCGUGCCGCCCCAGCGGCUGGUGCUCACCUCGCAGGCCCAGGCCCGCUUGCCCAGUGGGGAGGUAGUGAAAAUAGCUCAGCUGGCAUCCAUUGCAGGGCCACAGAGCCGUGUUGCCCAGCCAGAGACACCUGUGACACUACAGUUCCAGGGGAAUAAGUUCACUUUGUCACAUAGCCAGCUGAGGCAGCUCACAGCAGGCCAACCUCUACAGCUCCAAGGCAGCGUCCUCCAGAUCGUGUCAGCCCCUGGGCAGCCCUACCUGCGAGCCCCUGGCCCUGUGGUGAUGCAGACCGUGUCUCAGGCGGGCGCUGUGCAUGGUGCCCUAGGAAGCAAGCCUCCAGCCGGUGGCCCCAGCCCCGCACCCUUGACCCCACAAGUUGGUGUUCCGAGUCGAGUAGCAGUGAGCACCAUGGCUGUUGGGGAACCUGGCCUAGCCUCCAAACCAGCUUCUCCCGCUGCGGGGCCGACCCAGGAGGAAAAAAGCAGACUUUUGAAGGAGCGCCUGGAUCAGAUGCAUUUUGUCAAUGAACGCCGCUGUUCCCAAGUUCCAGUAUAUGGCAGAGACUUGCUGAGGAUUUGUUCCUUUCCCAACAGAGGAAAGAGACCUUGGUGCUGGUCUUUGGAUAGUAACCUUGGGAAAGGUGCUAGAGCAGCGAGCUGUUACGUAUCAUCCUCAGAGAGUAAAGGUGAUCUGAUUUUGACAUUGAAUCAACGUCAAGAAUCCCUCCAGGAUAUUCUUAACAGGGUAGCCUGUGUGAUUCCUCCAGUGGUGGCUGCACCACCCUCCCUAUGGGUGUCAAGGCCACCCUCACUGUAUAGUGGCAGGCUGAGGACCCUGAGGCAGUGCCUGAGGGAACACACUGGCCCCUACCACCGGCAGCUGCAGCAGCUGACAGCACUGCGCUCACUGCAGUUCCCUGAGCUGAGGCUGGUACAGUUCGACUCAGGGAAGUUAGAAGCUUUAGCAAUCCUACUACAGAAGCUAAAAUCCGAAGGACGUCGGGUGCUGAUUUUAUCCCAGAUGGUUCUUAUGUUGGACAUUUUAGAAAUGUUCUUGAACUUCCAUUAUCUCACCUAUAUAAGGAUUGAUGAAAAUGCCAACAGUGAACAACGACAGGAGCUAAUGAGGAGUUUCAACAGAGACAGGCGAAUUUUCUGUGCCCUUCUCUCCACCCACAGCCGUGCUACUGGCAUAAACCUUGUUGAGGCUGACACUGUGGUGUUUUAUGACAAUGACCUAAAUCCAGUAAUGGACGCCAAGGCUCAGGAGUGGUGUGAUAGAAUUGGGAGGUGCAAGGACAUCCACAUAUACAGGCUUGUCAGUGGCAAUUCUAUUGAAGAGAAAUUGUUGAAAAAUGGAACUAAAGAUUUGAUCCGAGAAGUAGCUGCUCAGGGAAAUGACUACUCCAUGGCAUUCUUAACUCAGCGAACUAUCCAGGAGCUGUUUGAGGUUUACUCACCCAUGGAUGAUGCUGGCUUUCCUGUGAAAGCUGAGGAGUUUGUGGUGCUUUCUCAGGAACCUUCUGUCAGUGAAACCAUUGCACCCAAGAUUGCAAGACCUUUCAUAGAGGCCCUCAAGAGCAUUGAGUAUCUGGAGGAAGAUGCCCAGAGGUCCACAGAGGAAGCUGUGCCUGGAUCCAGCACUGAAGUUGUGUCUUCAGACUUGGACAGCUCCCGAUGUGAUGAGGAGCCUUCACAACUGGAGGAGCUGGCUGACUUUAUGGAACAGCUUACACCAAUUGAAAAAUAUGCAUUGAAUUACUUGGAAUUGUUCCAUACAACCAUUGAGCAAGAAAAAGAGAGAAGCAGUGAGGAUGUGGUGAUAGCAUCAGUGAGGGACUGGGAGUCCCGCAAUGCUCGGGCCCUGCAGGAGCGGGAGGUCCAACUGCAGCUUGAGCAGGAGGAGGCAGAACUUCUCACCUAUACUCGGGAGGAUGCCUACAGCAUGGAGUAUAUCUAUGAAGAUGCUGAUGGACAGACAGAAGUUAUGCCGCUCUGGACUCCACCCACUCCUCCUCAGGAUGACAAUGACAUCUACAUUGACUCGGUUAUGUGUCUCAUGUAUGAGUCUACACCCAUCCCAGAAGCUAAACUGCCUCCAGUUUAUGUGAGGAAGGAACGCAAGCGGCACAAAACAGACCCCUCAGCUGCAGGAAGGAAAAAGAAGCAGCGGCAUGGUGAGGCAGUUGUUCCGCCACGGUCCCUGUUUGACCGGGCAACACCCGGUAUGUUGAAAAUCCGACGUGAAGGCAAAGAGCAGAAGAAGAACCUGCUGCUGAAGCAGCAGACGCCCUUCGCCAAGCCUCUGCCCACCUAUGUUAAGUCCUCAGGGGAGCCUGCCCAGGAUAGUCCUGAGUGGCUCAUUGGUGAGGACUGGGCCCUGCUGCAGGCUGUAAAGCAGUUACUCGAACUGCCCUUGAACCUCACAAUUGUGUCACCUGCUCACACUCCUAAUUGGGACCUUGUCAGUGAUGUCGUCAACUCCUGCAGCCGAAUCUACCGCUCUUCCAAGCAGUGCCGGAACCGUUACGAGAAUGUCAUUAUUCCCAGAGAGGAGGGGAAGCCUAUAUGUGAAGCUAAUCCAAAGAAAAAGGCACAAAAUAUUUAUAAGAGUAAGAAUAAUCGUCCACUUCGCACGAGCCAGAUUUAUGCCCAGGAUGAGAAUGCCACUCACACCCAGCUGUACACAAGUCACUUUGAUCUGAUGAAAAUGACCGCUGGCAAGAGAAGCCCCCCAAUCAAGCCUCUGCUUGGCAUGAAUCCCUUUCAGAAGAAUCCCAAGCAUGCCUCAGUGCUGGCAGAAAGUGGAAUCAACUAUGACAAACCACUGCCUCCUAUUCAAGUUGCAUCUCUCCGUGCGGAGCGAAUCGCAAAAGAGAAAAAGGCUUUGGCUGAUCAGCAGAAGGCACAGCAGCCGACUGUGACACAACCACCCCCUCAACAGCAGCAGCAGCAGCAGCAGCAGCAGCAGCAACAGCAGCAGCAGCAGCAGCAGCCGCCGCCCCAGCCCCAGCCCCAGCCCCCACCACCCCCACAGCAGCCACCACCACCACUGCCCCAGCCACAGUCAACAGGCAACCAGCCAUCUUCAGGGCAGCCUACCAUCCAGACCCAGACCCAGACCCAGACCCAGUCACAGUCACAGUCACAGCCAGUGCAGGCCCAGUCGAAGGGGCAGCCCACGAUGACAACAGUAGGCAGCGCUGCUGUGCUGGCAGGAACCAUUAAGACAUCAGUCACUGGGACAAGUAUCCCAACAGGUACUGUGAGUGGAAAUGUGAUUGUGAACACGAUAGCAGGUGUCCCUGCUGCUACCUUCCAGUCUAUUAACAAGCGUCUGGCAUCUCCUGUGGCUCCUGGAGCCUUGACUACAUCUGGAGGCUCUACUCCUGCCCAGGUGGUCCAUACCCAGCAACGAGCAGUUGGCUCCCCAGCCACUGCCACCACUGACCUAGUGUCCAUGGCAACAACGCAGGGAGUUCGGGCAGUCACUUCUGUGACAGCCUCAGCUGUGGUCACUACCAACCUGACCCCAGUGCAGACCCCAACCCGGUCUUUAGUGACUCAGGUGUCCCAAGCCACAGGAGUUCAGCUUCCUGGAAAAACCAUCACCCCUGCCCAAUUUCAGCUCAUCAGGCAGCAGCAGCAGCACCAACAGCAGCAGCAGCAACAGCAGCAACAGCAGCAGCAACAGCAGCAACAACAGCAACAGCAGCAGACCUCCCAGGUCCAAGUUCCACAGCUCCAGAGCCAGGCCCAGUCCCCUGCACAGAUCAAAGCUGUGGGCAAGCUGGCACCGGAACACAUCAUCAAGAUGCAGAAACAGAAGAUGCAGCUGCCACCACAGCCUCCACCACCGCAGGCCCAGCCGGGCCCCCCCCAGCAACCUGUGCAAGUGCAGCCCCCACAGCCCCCACAGCAGCAGCAGCAGAGUCCCCAGCUCACCACAGUCACAGCCCCACGGCCUGGGGCUUUGCUCACAGGCACCACAGUGGCUAACCUCCAAGUGGCCCGACUUACCCGGGUUCCCACUUCUCAGCUGCAAGCGCAAGGGCAGAUGCAAACUCAGACACCCCAGCCUGCUCAGGUGGCCUUGGCGAAGCCUCCAGUGGUGUCUGUCCCAGCAGCUGUCGUCUCCUCGCCAGGGGUGACAACCCUACCCAUGAAUGUUGCAGGGAUCAGCGUGGCAAUUGGACAGCCACAGAAAGCAGCAGGGCAGACUGUUGUGGCCCAACCUGUACAUGUCCAGCAACUGCUGAAGCUUAAGCAGCAGGCUGUCCAGCAGCAGAAGGCCAUCCAGCCACAAGUUGCCCAAGGCCAGUCCACUGUCCAGCAGAAGCUAACUGCCCAACAGAUCGCUGCUCAGGGCCCACAGCAGAAGGUCGCCUAUGCUGCCCAGCCAGCCCUUAAAACACAGUUUCUGACCACACCCAUCUCCCAGGCCCAGAAACUGGCUGGGACUCAGCAGGUGCAGACUCAGAUCCAGGUUGCAAAACUUCCUCAAGUUGUGCAGCAACAAACACCUGUGGCCAGUAUCCAGCAGGUUGCAUCUGCUUCUCAGCAGGCUUCUCCACAGACGGUGACGCUCACGCAGGCGACGGCAGCAGGGCAGCAGGUGCAGAUGAUCCCCACAGUGACAGCAACAGCUCAAGUGGUACAGCAGAAGCUCAUCCAGCAGCAGGUGGUGACAACAGCUUCUGCCCCACUGCAGACCCCUGGUGGCCCAAGCCCAGCACCGGUUCCAGCUAGCUCCGAUAGCCCAAGCCAGCAGCCCAAGCUGCAGAUGAGAGUCCCUGCUGUGAGGCUGAAGACACCCACCAAGCCUCCAUGCCAAUAGGAGGGAAGGCAGGUGGCCACUGUGGCAAGGUGGCCUUGGCACAAAGAAUGCUGCAAUGUUUCUGGACUCUGGGAUCCACUGCAUAGGUUGGGCCGCACAAAGUUGCCUGAUACUUUCAAAGUGCACUGAGCUGUAAGAAAGAGGUCUAUGCUGAAUUCUUCACGUGUGUGUGACUAGCUGAAAAAGUGACAGUAGCAGACCUUCCUCAGCUGUUUUCUUCUAGUGCAGUGCACACAGUGAUACUGUUUGAAAAGCCAUCUAGAAUUUCUCUAAGCAUGCAUUACUUAGCACUUGGCAGUGAGUCCUAUAGCAGGCUCCAGCUCAGACUUGGUCUUUGGUACUCGUCUGCUAUCGUUCAGAGGAGGAGAUGACUGUAGACCAUCAGAGACCUGCUUCUCAUUCCAAAGCUGCUGCUGUGGUCCACUUCCUCAUAAUGAGUGAAUCAUUUUGCCUUUUAGGGGAAAUGCUUAGUGUGUAUACCCUUCUUACUAUGCCAGCAAGUUCUUGGCUAGUAUUAUGGGCAUCAGUAAGUGACUAGAUCUUCAAAGAGUGGCCAGUAUUAUGGGCAUCAGUAAGUGACUAGAUCUUCAAAGAGUGGCAACCCCUUGCUCCAGUAGGGGUUGGCUUUCAUUUAAAGGAAGCUUCUGGUACCGACACCAUCUUAGCAUAUCAAGCUUGUGUUUGGACCCAGUGCACUGGAAAUCUCCAGGGACCUUUUGUAAUGUUCCUGUUACAGGCUGGCAUGAGACCUAUGUGCUUUACACAGGUUGUUGGGUUGCAUAUGUCACAGUGAGUACAUGGCAGGUGAGGCAGCUUGGUGGAGUUGGAACCAAGGUCAUGGAUCCUUUGUUAUGUCCUGAAUAAUAGGUGGUAUGCCUAUCACGGCUAGCCAGUUGGAGCGCCACUGAGCCAUAGUGGCAGGCCUACAGUUGAAGAGGAGGAGGAAGCAUAAGGUUCAUACCUGUGUUUACUCUUCUCUUUACUACAGCAAGGUCACUUGUGUGGCAUUCAUGGCCAUGACAGGCCAACAGUGGCUCACCUGCCAUGUUCACCACAGUGGAAGAUCAUGACCCACACCAGUGCUGUAGCCUCUUUGUACCUGAUUAUGGUUUGCCCCAGGAAGUUGGGCUGUGAGGUCUGUGUUGUCAGCAUAACAAGACAGGAGCUGUUGUCUGCCGAUUCCUCCCUUUCAUGUCCAUCCUAAAGUGUCUGUCCCACCGUUUGUGGCCUGUGUGGGCAGGAAUGUGGCAAUACAUCCUGAAGCCCACCCAGAGCUCAGUUUUGAGCUCUUAAUGUGAAAUUUGAGAAAAGUAGCAAUUAGGUGUUGAAAAGGUUUAAUAGCUCCAUUUUCUGAAACAUCAACCUGCUCUGUACGUGGUCCGAUAAACUCAUCAUUUCUGUAUUGGUGUGUGCCAUUGGGGGGGAUGGGGGCACUCUCACAACUCCUAGAUACCUUGUAUCUGGCUCCCAGCAGUCCUGAUGGGCAGAACUGAGCUCUGUGGGGCCCCCUUUUGUUAGUGUCUGUCUUUCUGCAUCCUUCCCACUGUGGUGGUAGCAUAUGUCUAGUAUGCCCAGGCCAUAUAGUUGGUAGGGUGGGGAGCAGAGGGUGAAGUCUUUGGAGACGCAGGCAGGGGCUUCAUUUUUGGCGGUUAUUUUUGUUCACUUUGCAACUAGAUAGCUGUUGUGUUUAAAAAUGUAAGAAACAAGAUUGAAAUUGUAAAUACUUUGUAAACAUAAGCAUUUGUACUUGAAGAAUAGGAUUUAAAGGGCACUGAUGUCCUACCAAGCAAAAGGCAUAAUAAAAAUGACCUUUUUACA